CGCGCCCUGUCUCUCUAGUCACUGCAACGUGAGGAAAACAUGGGGAGGGAGUUAGUUUGACAUUCAAGUGCUGUUUAUCUCGUUUCACACGACACUAAAUGAGCCAUUUGUGAGCCAGAGUGUAACUUAUAAGCACACUGGGACUCUGUACGUAGAUAAAAGUGAGUCAGCCGGCUAACAUGGAUACCACGGGGGACAAUGCGAUUGAGCUCCACGGUGAUGAGGAAAUUAUUGAAGUCAUCGACCUAAACGACACUGAGCCUGGUCCUGAUGAUUUGGCUGAUGACUUGGGGGACGUUGACUUUGAAGAAGACCCUGGAAUCGCAGACGAUGAAGGCUGGGAGACGGAGGACGAGAUGGAAGCUGAGGCAGAGCAAGAUGACAGCGAGUUCACCUUCUCCAAACACACUGGCUCAGUGUUUUGCGUGAGUUUGGAUCCUGCCACGAACAGCAUGGCAGUAACGGGAGGAGAGGAUGAUAAGGCCUACGUUUGGAGGGUGAGCGACGGAGAAGUUCUGAUGGAGUGCACAGGUCACAAAGACUCUGUGACGUGUGCAGUGUUCAGCCAUGACUCCUCCAUGGUGGCUACGGGUGACAUGAGUGGCAUGAUUAAAGUUUGGAAAGUAGAAAGCAAAGAGGAGAUCUGGUCCUUCGAAGUGGGAGAUCUGGAGUGGUUGGAGUGGCAUCCGUGCGCUCCGGUGCUGCUGGCGGGGACAGACGACGGCAACAUGUGGAUGUGGAAGAUCCCUUCAGGAGACUGUAAAACCUUCCAGAGCUCUGCAUGCCAGGCCACCAGCGGCAAAGUCCUCCCCGAUGGUAAGCGGGCUGUGGUGGGUUAUGAGGAUGGAACAGUACGCGUGUGGGAUUUGAAGCAGGGAAACGCCAUCCACAUCGUUAAAGGACAGGACGGACACCAGGGGGCGCUGACCUGCCUGUCGUGCAACAAGGACGGCUCUCUGGUGCUGACGGGUUCAGUGGACGGCUGUGCCAAGCUCAUCAACACGGCCACGGGCAAGGUGGUCGGAUCAUUCCCUGCGGACGGCGGCAAAGCCAAAGGAUCUGAAGACGGAGAAGAAUCCAACUCUGUCGAAUCUGUGGGAUUCUGCAACAUCCUGCCUCUCAUAGCUGUGGCGUACCUGGACGGGACUCUGGCCAUUUACGACCUCUCCUCACAGGUCCUGAGGCACAGGUGCCAACAUGAGGCUGGCAUCGUUCACCUUCAGUGGGAAGAGUCUUCUUCUGUGGUGUCCACUUGCUGCUUAGACGGAGCGCUGCGCCUAUGGGACGCUCGUUCUGGAAACAUGGUGUCCGAGUACCGCGGCCACACUGCAGAGAUCCUCGACUUCACCAUCAACAGGGAAGCGUCUCUCGUAGUAACCGCUUCAGGAGACAACCAGGCGAAAGUCUUCUGCCUCCAAAGACCUGAUCGACAUGAGUAAAUGGAGGAGGUGAGUCAGUAUGGAAAAGACGGGACACUAAAGAAAGUGGAUCUUCCCAAAAGCUUGUGAUUGAAGGUAGAAGAUUGUAAUUGUGAAAGUGGUGAGUACAGUAAUAGUAGUUGGCCUUGUUUUAGAAAAGUCAAAAUUUUCUAAACUCUGCCUUUAAUACCAGAUUUAGUUAUUUUAAAAUCAUUUAAUAGAUCAGUUCAUCUAUUCUGCCCAAGGUACCAGCAGAUUUAAAAUAAUUACUCCUGUUGAAUUCCACCAUAAAGUGGCAAAAUGCAGUAAAAUAUAAUAACAUUUUAGAUCUCUUUUUUAAACUUAAUUUUCCAACAGUAUUAUACAUGAUAAUAUAAUGAGGUAUUUUUUUGACUUGAUAACCUGAAGUUAUUGUAUUUUGUGUUUGAAGAAUUGCAAAUUCAAAUUGUUCCAGAGCAAUUUAUUUGUGUUUAAAUGUGUGGGUGUGUUAUGUGACCUAUGGGUGCCUAACUCUUCUACUGUCCACUCAGAAUAAAGACAAAAUUCCCCAGAAAUAAACACAUAAUAAUAGAUAAAAAACAAGCAGUGGUAUAAAUGUAUUUGUGAACAACUAUGAAUCCUCCUGUGGACGCCCAUAAGUAGAGGCUGCUGUAUGAACAAAUCAUGAAUGACAAUAUAGUAAAACACAGUUAUAAUAAUAUAUCUUCA
This is a messenger RNA of Morone saxatilis (striped sea-bass), 2126 nucleotides long. It is a transcript of the gene aamp, whose product is annotated as angio-associated, migratory cell protein. The transcript has 12 exons. NCBI's taxonomy places the organism in Eukaryota, Metazoa, Chordata, Actinopteri, Moronidae. The coding region runs from base 180 to 1439 and encodes 419 amino acids. Gene Ontology annotation, molecular function: protein binding. Gene Ontology annotation, cellular component: cytosol. The record is from RefSeq and is a predicted model, not a curated record.